AUGCCAAGCGUUGCUGAGGUGGAGAGCCUGAUUGCACUUACUAGGAGGUCGCUGGCGAUUCCUCCGAGAAACGUCUAUGAGGCUGAGAACGCAUACUUGGCCAACGUGGAGCGUCUCAAGGAGGCACGGAUGAAACUCGGCCAGUUCACUGGGGAGUACGUGGAGCGACUGCUGCGCGAGAUGGACAGGCUGGAGCAGGAUUUGAAUGAAAUGGUAAUACGGAAAAGCAACCCUGUGGAUGCGCUGCUUGAUGUGGACUUUGACGCGGAAGGGAUGGAAAACGACUUGGAUGAAGUGGCAGCGGCGGAGAAGGAGAUGGAAAAGAAACGCGACGGAAGGAAGAAACAGGGAGGACGCAAUACAAGUAAUAAAAAGACGCAGGCAAAGGCAGAUCCCACUAAUAAGAAGGAAGGGAUAGGGGGGACAUCCGAUCUCACUCCAGAAGGUGCUGUAGCACAGGAGGAAGAAAAAGACAUAGCAACCGUCGCAGAAACCGCCGACGUGGAAGUUGAAGUAUUGGCCAAGUACAACGAAUGCAGCAGCAGUGAGAUACCGCAGGAGGUUCUUGGCCCGGGACGAUGUUUGAUGGUUCCGAAUACGCCAUUGGUUCGUCUGGAUUUUACUUCACCCGUGGAUUAUGAUGGCAUAUUGUGUCAAUGCCGUGUGACAUUACACCGUGCUGUCGUGACGGCACUCACGUACGGUGUGUCUUCAACGACAGCAAGUAAUUGUGUGGCUGCGGAGAAUAGUUUGGAAAUUGUGAAGGCGGAUGGUGAUGAUGAGCCUCCGUGUAAUGUAAGUGGGGAAAUCCGGCAUGAAGAGCGGCAAGAUGCAGAAGAUGAAGUGGAAUUGGAGGAAAUGGAUGAAGCAUCCGUUAUCGCCAAGCUUUCCAAACAACUCGUAGCGGAGUAUAAUGCCGCACAGGAGGGAAAGGAAGAUGAAGAAAGUGGAAGUAAUUUGUUGCCAUUGGAUGUACCACCCAAGUUGUGUGAUUCGUUGCGUUCGUUCACAUUUUUACCGUGGGUGAUUCUCAUGUGCCACGGCGGUUAUUUUGCUGGGGGUGUCUUUCUGGACAAGAAGCCUGUGGUCCACAAGGCAUUCCAGCGCUACGUGGUGCGCAAGAAGCAGGGAGGGAAGCAGUCCUCAAAUGAGAAGGAAGGCGGUAGUUAUGGUAGUGUGGGGUCUCAAAUUCGACGGGCUCAAGAAGUUAAAUGGAAAGCGGACGUCAGGGAUAUAUUGCUGAGCUGGCGCAAUUACAUUGAUGCAGCAGCCAUUGUGCUAUACGUUGCCCCAGGACCGCAUAACCGUGCCGUGCUGACAGAUUUCUCAGGGUUGCCAGCCAUCACGACAGGAAAUGGUGAACGGGCGGUUUCGCCUGUCAGCUUGAAAGAUCCUCGUGUGCGCAAGGCGCCACUAACUACACAUCGCCCAACGUUUCAAGAAGUUCAACGUAUAUACAUGACGGUGUCUACGUGUACUGUUGAGUACGUGAGGUGCCUUGUGUAA
This is a messenger RNA of Trypanosoma cruzi, 1506 nucleotides long. RefSeq lists its product as uncharacterized. The record is from RefSeq and is a predicted model, not a curated record. NCBI's taxonomy places the organism in Eukaryota, Euglenozoa, Kinetoplastea, Trypanosomatida, Trypanosomatidae. The transcript has a single exon. Bases 1 to 1506 code for a protein of 501 amino acids.